Suillus subaureus is the source of this 771-nucleotide messenger RNA. Its product is annotated as putative 1,4 benzoquinone reductase. The transcript is spliced from 5 exons. Gene Ontology annotation, molecular function: FMN binding; NAD(P)H dehydrogenase (quinone) activity. NCBI's taxonomy places the organism in Eukaryota, Fungi, Basidiomycota, Agaricomycetes, Boletales, Suillaceae. The coding region runs from base 1 to 771 and encodes 256 amino acids. The record is from RefSeq and is a predicted model, not a curated record.
AUGUGUUUCCCUGGAAAACGACAAAAAGACAACUUCGCUGAGCCAAAACCCACACCUCCAGAUACAAAAGCUCAAGUGAAUCAACCAGAGCAACCAGUUUCUCCCCCCGUUCUCCCUCCACUUUCAUCUGUUUCUCAAUCCAAUAUGUCUGCCCCUAGGGUCGCUAUCGUCAUCUACUCCCUUUAUGGUCACAUCACAAAGAUGGCUGAGGCCGUCAAGACUGGUAUCAGCGGUGCUGGUGGUAGUGCCUCCAUUUACCAGAUCCAGGAGACCCUCUCCGAAGAUAUCUUGAAGCUCGUCAAGGCCCCCCCUAGACCCGACUACCCUGUCCUCGUCCCUGACGACCUUGUCAACUUUGACGCGUUCCUCUUCGGUAUUCCCACUCGUUACGGUAACUUCCCCGUUCAGUGGAAGGCAUUCUGGGAUGCCACCGGCCCUCUCUGGAGCAAGGGCGCUCUCCAGGGCAAGAUGUGCGGUGUCUUUGUCUCCACUGGUACCCAAGGUGGUGGUCAGGAGAUUACUAUUGCCAACACGCUGUCCACUUUCGUGCACCAUGGUCUCAUUUACGUUCCCCUCGGCUACAAGCAUUCCUUCCCUCAGUUGUCUAACCUGACCGAGAUCCACGGUGGUUCUUCUUGGGGCGCGGGAACCUUUGCAGGCACAGACGGCUCCCGUCAGCCUUCACCUCUCGAAACCGAGAUUGCUGCCAUCCAAGGCAAGGCUUUCUGGAACACCGUUGCCCAGUACCAUGGCUACGCCAAAUCCUCGUGA